Camelina sativa (false flax) is the source of this 512-nucleotide messenger RNA. RefSeq lists its product as uncharacterized. Lineage: Eukaryota; Viridiplantae; Streptophyta; Magnoliopsida; Brassicales; Brassicaceae. The record is from RefSeq and is a predicted model, not a curated record.
GCUUCUUUUAUCAGCUUCUCUCUGUAUAUAACAAGACCCAUCAAAAUCUCAUCUUCUUCAUUAUCCAAAUUCACAACUCUCCAUUUUAACAAAACUUAAUAAAAUAAAGAGUUUUCUCCAUUCCAAAAAAAAAAAAAACAAAAAAGAUGAGUUCAACUAGCAAAGCAUGGUUGGUGGCAGCAAGCAUAGGAGCCUUGGAAGCGUCCAAGGAUCAAUUAGGCAUAUGCCGGUGGAACUACUUGAUCAGAUCUGUGAAUCAACGUAUCAAGAACAACGUGAGAUCCGCUUCUCAGGCGAACAGGUUCUCUUCUUCGUCGGCCACCGCUGCUGCCUCCGUUAAUGAUCACAAGGCCAAGCAAGCUGAGGAGUCUUUGAGGACGGUUAUGUACUUGAGCUGUUGGGGUCCUAACUAAUGGACCCAUCCUUGGAAAAUGUAACAAUGAUUCUGCUUGUACAUAAUAAUGUUGAUGAAUUCAAAUAGAUAAAUGAAAUUUUUGAUACAAUUAACAAUU